GGAUAAUAACUAAGCGUUAAAAAAUCUGAAAAUGCGCAUUUUAUCGGCAACCAACAAGCAAGAUGGCGGAACACAUUAAGUUGGCGCUAUGCACGUACGUGUGGACGGUUGAUCUAGAUCGACUACGCCGGAGUUCUCGGUCCAAACACUACUGAAUCUCCGCUGGCCUAAUAAUACUAGCUGCGACUGGCCUGGCUCAUUUGGAUGAUUCGAUUCGAAACAAUUUUUUAACAUCUGAGGCGGGCAAAUUUCUCCUUCAAAAUGGGCAAGAAAGCGAAAAUCGGAAAGCAGAGGAAAGACAGAUAUUAUCAUCUUGCUAAAGAAACAGGUUACAGGUCUAGAUCUGCUUUCAAGUUGAUACAGCUGAAUAGAAAGUUCUCUUUCCUUCAAGAGACUAGGGUAUUGAUUGAUCUUUGUGCAGCACCGGGAGGAUGGCUUCAAGUAGCAUCAAGGAACAUGCCGAUAUCCAGUAUGAUUAUUGGUGUGGAUCUCUUUCCCAUCAAACCCAUCCCUAAUGUUGUUUCUUUUACUUGUGACAUCACAACUACCAAAUGCAGAAUGCAAUUGCGUAAAGAGAUGAAGACCUGGAAAGCAGAUUGCGUCCUUCAUGAUGGAGCUCCUAACGUUGGUACAAGUUGGGUGCUGGAUGCUUUCUCACAAGCCCAACUGACCCUUCAUGCAUUGAAGCUUGCCUGUGAGUUCCUCAACAAGGGUGGUUGGUUUGUCACCAAAGUCUUCCGUUCCAAGGAUUACCAACCUCUCCUGUGGGUCUUCCAUCAGAUGUUCAAGAAAGUCCACGUCACCAAACCCCAGGCAUCCAGGAAUGAAUCAGCGGAGAUCUUUGUCGUUUGUCAAAGUUACAUUUCACCAGACAAGAUAGAUCCAAAGUUCUUUGACCCAAAGUACAUCUUCAAGGAGAUAGUAGGUGAGGAGACCAAGCAGAAGGCAACGAUCCUCAGAGACCCAUCCAAGGUGAAGAAACCCAAGGCUGAGGGGUACGCUGAGGGGGACUACACCUUGUAUCACCCUGUCCCGGUCUCAAAGUAUAUGAGUAGCGAGGAUGCACUGGAGAUGCUCAACAACUGCAGUGAGCUUGUGUUUGAUGACGACUCCAUCGCCUCUCACCCUCUAACAUCCAACGAGAUCAAGCUAUGUUGCCGUGACAUCAAGGUUCUAGGUCGUCGAGAGGUCAGGGAUCUCCUCAACUGGCACAAGAAAUACAACAAGCUGAAAGCAGAAUCGGAAGAGCAAGAAGCAAAUCAAGGGAAAGAGAAAUCAAAACCUGAAGAGAGUGAAAGUGAGGAAGAUGAAGAUGAUCAGGUUGCUAAGCAACUAGCCGACAUCAAGGAGGUGGAACGAUUAGCAGAAAAAAGGAAAAAGAAGGAUGCCCUCAAGAAGCGGAAGAAGCUACGAGAGCGACUUCACAAGUCCAAAGAACUUCAGACCACAUUGGGAGAUGCCUCACAGUCACAGGGGGAAUCAUUGUUUGGUCUUGUCAAUAUUAAAAAUACACAGCAACUUCAAACAGUCCACACCGAUGAUGCAGGCACAGUUGCUAAUGACAACGAAGGUCCUCCUGAAAAACAGAAGAAACAGCUUCCUUCCUUGAAACCUGUCAAGACUCCUCAAGUUAUCGAUGAAGAGGAGGAGGACGACGAUGAUGACGACGAUGACAAUGAUGGUAGUCUGAUUGACAGUGAGCUGGAGGAGGACGAGGCUAAUGCUCUCAGGGCGGAGAUUGAGAGGGUCAGCGGAAGAUACGAUUCUGAAUCAGAUCCGGAUACUGAUGAAGUGGCAUCAGAGGAUGAUGAUGAACCUGGGAAUCCCCUGAUGGUAGACCUUGAGAAGGAAGACCCUGAGGUGCGCGCUAAGAGAAAGACCAAGCUCUGGUUCAAGAAAGGAGUUUUCUCAGGUCUUGAUGAAGAUGAGGAUGAAGACUUUGAGAUCCAACAAGCAUCAAGUACCUACAAGCAGCAAGGAGGGGCUAUAUUAGAAAAGACAAAAAGCAGAAAACCAGAUGAGAGCAAAUCAAAGAGCAAGCGUAGCGUGAGCUUCAACACAACUGUCACCAGUCUUGACGAUAGCGGAGAGGAAGAAGAGGAUGAACUAUCAUCAGAGAGCGAUGAAGAAGAGAGUCAAACAAGGACUAAACAAAAUAAACUCAAGAAGGGACCAGAUUCUCGGUCAGCAGGGGUUGGUCCAAACUCUAGGUCCAAAUCUGAUUCGUAUGACAGUGACAGCUCCGAUAGUGACUACGAUGACGAGAUUAUGAUGAGGAAAGACUUUGAUGGGGAAGAGAUGAAUGAAAGUAUGAAUGGAACAAAUGAAGGGAAGAAUAAGAAGAGGAAAAUGGAGGAUGGUGAAGAGAAAGUCGAAGCUGUUCCUGCAAAAAAAUCAGUUAAAAUCCAAAAUCACUUGGAUCCCGAGGGACUAGCCUUGGGUACCAUGAUGGCCACGUCCAGGAAAGCAACCAGAGAAAUCAUUGAGCAUGGUUACCACAGGUAUUCAUAUGGAGACAAAGACCGGAUCCCUGAUUGGCUGCGACUGGAUGAAACUAAGCACUGCAGAAGAAACAUGCCUGUUAGUAAGGAGCUUGUUGCAGAGUACCGUGCAAGGCUACGGGAGGUUAACGCUCGUCCAAUCAAGAAGAUUGCUGAGGCCAAGGCAAGGAAGAAGAAACGGCAGAUGGUGAAGCUCGAGAAGCUACGUAAGAAAGCAGAGGUGAUCAGUGACAUGGUAGACUCCUCGGAGACAGAGAAGAUGCAUCAAAUGAAGAGUCUAUACAAGAAGAUGAAGAUCGGUAACAAGAAAAAGGAUGUCAAGUAUGUUGUGACUAGGAAACAUCAGGCUAGUAAGAGAGUCAGUCGACCUAAAGGAGUCAAAGGUCCAUUCAAGGUCGUUGAUCCCAGAAUGAAGAAAGAUGUAAGAGGCAUGAAGAGGGCACAAGAAAGGAAGAAGAACAACAAGAAGAAGCGGUGAUUUCUGGAAGUAUGGAUAAUGGACUUUGAAUUCAGAGACUUGAUAUUGUAUUUUAAAAAUAUUGUUUCUGUGCUUUGGUAUAUAAGCACUGCAACUUAAUGGAAUGAUAACAUGUGAGUUUGGCAUUUGUACAUUGAUGCCUCAUCAUGCGCUAUUAAAAGAGUUGUUAAUUUUCUUCACACCUAGUAACUUUUCAUACCAAAUCCAGUCCAACAGACCAGUUUGUAAAGCUGUUCAUAAUGUUAAGCACAACCUUACACAUGACGGUGACUCAUUCUUGUACUGCAUUUUAACAUGAGAGUGCUUUUCCUCAUUUUUAAUUCAAAUACUUUUGAACAAUGCAAGUUGUAAUCUACAAAGAUCAUAUUUCAAAUGCAGCCAAUAGGAUUCAAAAUGAUUGAAAAUAUGAUUUAGCCACCAAGAAAAGGUCACCAGUCAUACGUCAGUUGUAUGAUCAGACAGAAAAUGUAUAUCAUACUAUGAUAUAGGACCAAGACACAUUUUAGAACCACUCCCCUCCCUCCAAAAAUAUAAUAAUAAUAAUAAUAAUGAUAAUAAAGGGAAAAGAGAUGGUAAUUUCUAUUGACAGCUAUCCACUUGUCACUUUUCUUCAACAUUGUUAUUUUUAAUUUGGUACUGAUCUUUUAUCUGGUAAAAAUUUAAUUUCUUUAUUUCAUUGUAUUUAUUAAAAAAAUCUGUUGGCACUAUUCCCGGAUAUAUAUAAAUAGUACAGGAGAAAAUUGAUAGAUACAAUGUUUGCAUAUUUUAGUUUGAUGGGCUGUUCCAGGAAAUUUUGUUCCUCAACUCUAUAAACAAGUUUCUGUUCCAAUCUUGAACAAUAAUACAAUCAUGUUCAUGCUGAUAGAAUGGGCAUCUCUAUAAGGAAGACAACUAAUUGUGACGUAUUUUGAAAAUAAAAUGAUUUUAUUAUAAAUGCA
This is a messenger RNA of Lytechinus pictus (painted urchin), 3917 nucleotides long. Its product is annotated as pre-rRNA 2'-O-ribose RNA methyltransferase FTSJ3-like. Gene Ontology annotation, cellular component: nucleus; nucleolus; preribosome, large subunit precursor. The transcript has 16 exons. NCBI's taxonomy places the organism in Eukaryota, Metazoa, Echinodermata, Echinoidea, Temnopleuroida, Toxopneustidae. Gene Ontology annotation, molecular function: rRNA (uridine-2'-O-ribose)-methyltransferase activity; rRNA (guanine) methyltransferase activity. Gene Ontology annotation, biological process: maturation of LSU-rRNA from tricistronic rRNA transcript (SSU-rRNA, 5.8S rRNA, LSU-rRNA); maturation of 5.8S rRNA from tricistronic rRNA transcript (SSU-rRNA, 5.8S rRNA, LSU-rRNA); rRNA methylation. The record is from RefSeq and is a predicted model, not a curated record. The coding region runs from base 262 to 2979 and encodes 905 amino acids.